AUGAGAUAUACGGACCUGAGGGUAUGCAUCUACAGGAGUUUCUGCGUUCUUAAACGUGAGCAGAACAAAGAUGAAAUUGCAAAGAGCAAGGCAAAUGCUCUUUCCAGAAGAUAUGGCCGUGAGAAGGAGGUACCUUAUAUUUUAAAGGAACUAUAUUAUUUGCGAAAAAAAAAACAUGUAUUUAAUUCAUAUUUUUAUUACCACUUCAAACGUCGCGAAGCAGCAUACUUGCAAAACAAGCUUGCAAUUGAUGUAGCAAUAGGAGAAGAUUGCUCUGCUCUGCUCGCCAAGGAAACUAUGUCUGAAACUGAAUCAGACACUGAUUCAACUGGCCUGUAUCCCGUUCGAGUGAUUCUGAUCCCCCCGUCCAGAAUGGAGAAGCGACGAGCCAUUUAUGCAGAAAAUUAUAAUGAGUUGUUGCCAUUAGAUCGUGACACAAUCUUGUUGGAUAUUCUACUAUCUAUUGGUCUUAUUACGCGUACUGUGUUUUUGUCUUUCUUUCAGAUAUAUAUUACCAGAAAGCGGCCCAAGGCUCGCGAUUUUGCCGAGGAAGAACUGAAAGAGGCUGUGCGAGUUGUUUAUGAAAAAGGAGGGACAAAUGGAGCACACACUCGACAUAGUAAUAUAUAUCUGGUGACAUAUCAUAGAAUAUUUAUUCGCAAACUCUAUUGUGAAAAUAAAGAGCUCGUUGAUACAAGUAGAAUUGUGACCAGAAAAGAUGUCUUGGCAACCAAAAUAAAAGAUGAUCAAGCAAAGUUACUAUUAGAAGCAAAGACAAUCAUAGAAAAUAUUGCUAGUACUUUUAACUUCAUCAACCCAUCAUCAAUCGCAGUUCCCACCAUUCAAAUCGGCCGACUUUACUAG
Messenger RNA from Phycomyces blakesleeanus NRRL 1555(-), 864 nucleotides. RefSeq lists its product as hypothetical. The coding region runs from base 1 to 864 and encodes 287 amino acids. Lineage: Eukaryota; Fungi; Mucoromycota; Mucoromycetes; Mucorales; Phycomycetaceae. The record is from RefSeq and is a predicted model, not a curated record. The transcript has 6 exons.